UGCUGUUUCAGAUAUCUUGCCAACAAGUUAGAUGAGUAUGGCGAUUCUUACCAGGACUCACAAGUGCCCCUCAUGUGGGAGGAGGAUCAAAUCUUUAAGAGGGUACGACCAACAAAGAAUGGAGGGGAGCUCAUUCCAGAUACAAGUCCACCAAAAGUAAAACAGGAGCGUCCGGUGGCAGACAUUUUAUCAACAAUAAAUCCGAUCCUGGCUGCUCAUGGUAUGGCAGAAGUUGGAUCUCAUGGUAGUCCAACAGCCACAUCUUCUGGAAAGCCCAAGAAAGGAAAGUCCGACAAGGAAAAGGACCCAAGUGCUCCUAAAAAACCAGCUAAUGCCUUCCUCAUGUUCUGUCAGCAACAGAGAACGACUGUUCAGGAGGCAUACUUCAAGGAAAACAAAGAGGAGAUCUCCAACCAUGAACUGACUAAAAGAUUGGCUCAUCUAUGGAACAGUUUAAAUCCAGAACAAAAAAGGGUGAGUUGGGGAUUGGAUGAAAUAAUAUUCAUUUUCAUUUUAUCUAUGAGAUUAAUGAAAACUCAAAAUGAUGAUACUGAUAGACAGCAAUGA
This is a messenger RNA of Pecten maximus, 567 nucleotides long. RefSeq lists its product as uncharacterized. The transcript is spliced from 3 exons. The annotation marks the transcript as partial. The record is from RefSeq and is a predicted model, not a curated record. Gene Ontology annotation, molecular function: transcription cis-regulatory region binding. Lineage: Eukaryota; Metazoa; Mollusca; Bivalvia; Pectinida; Pectinidae.